This is a messenger RNA of Pochonia chlamydosporia 170, 366 nucleotides long. RefSeq lists its product as hypothetical. The transcript has a single exon. The record is from RefSeq and is a predicted model, not a curated record. Lineage: Eukaryota; Fungi; Ascomycota; Sordariomycetes; Hypocreales; Clavicipitaceae. The coding region runs from base 1 to 366 and encodes 121 amino acids.
AUGCCCACGAGACUGACUUCCAUAUCGCCUAAGAAAGGCAUCUGCUGCCGCUGGAAGGCACAAUGGUUGGCGUGGAGGACGUUCGUGGACAUUGAACCGCGGGUAACAUGGCCAACCUCACCGCCACACAGCCGACGGAAUUUGCUUCUCACAAUGGCUUCAGAGCGGAGCAUCAUAGCACCAUUAGCAUUGUCCCAUAUGUCCGUCGACUUGUGGCUGCCGGACUCGACUCCCCAGCGGUUCUUCACGACUUCGUGGCGAUUGGUGGCAAGAGGGAGUAUGGUACAGGCUGUUAGAGUCAAGCUGCCGCCACAAACACCGCCCUGCAUAUGCAGUUAUUUCCAUGGAAAGAAGGAUCCUGUGUGA